Chanos chanos (milkfish) is the source of this 2485-nucleotide messenger RNA. It is a transcript of the gene nus1, whose product is annotated as NUS1 dehydrodolichyl diphosphate synthase subunit. Gene Ontology annotation, molecular function: ditrans,polycis-polyprenyl diphosphate synthase [(2E,6E)-farnesyl diphosphate specific] activity. Bases 263 to 1102 code for a protein of 279 amino acids. Gene Ontology annotation, cellular component: dehydrodolichyl diphosphate synthase complex; endoplasmic reticulum membrane. NCBI's taxonomy places the organism in Eukaryota, Metazoa, Chordata, Actinopteri, Gonorynchiformes, Chanidae. The record is from RefSeq and is a predicted model, not a curated record. The transcript is spliced from 5 exons.
CUGGGCCAAGGAAGUGACUCCUUCUGUUGAGACCGUCUGGGACCACAAUUAUCCAAUCACGGAGCUCCAUGUAACACAGCGGGUUCAGAGGGUAAAGGUAAAGAGGAUGAAAAUGGAAGCCGGCAGGCUGCGGUGUUGGCAGUGAACAAAUGGCAUAUUUCAGGACAGGCUGGCGUGCUCUUAAUGCUACAAGAUCUGGAAUGCGGCUCUGUAUUUACUUCUAACAAGUAUAACAACAGAAAUCUUUCCUUAGAGAGUUAUUAUGGCGUUGGUGUUCCAGAUAGUGUGGCGGAUCCUUCACGCCCUUCUCCAUGUACAGCGAACGCUCAUCUCUUGGCUCCGAGGACACCUUUGGAGAUGGAACGGACAGCUCUGGAAUCGAGCCUUUGCUGCUCUGCUAGUUCCUUUAGCACUUAGUUUUUCCAACCACAAAACAAUGAGUCCGACAACAGACAAGCGUGUCUGUCGUCGGCUUAGAUGGGGAGCGGACGGAAGGUCACUCGAAAAGCUGCCUGUUCAUGUUGGAUUGUUGAUCUCUGAGGAACCGCGAUAUACAGAUAUUGCAAACCUCGUCGUUUGGUGUAUGGCAGUUGGCAUUUCGUAUGUCAGUGUGUACGAUAACCAAGGUGUUUUCAGAAGAAAUAACUCCAGACUCAUGGAUGAGAUUCUAAGGCAGCAAAAGGAACUCCUGGAAUUGGAGGGAUCAAAGUACCCGCUUGAGUUUUUAAACAAUGUCACAGACAGACAGGACUGUCAGGUAUUUUCAAAUCAGACAACAGUCAAGGUGUUGUCUCCAGAGGACGGUAGACCCAGUAUUGUGCGAGCGGCACAGCAGCUUUGUGAGGCUGUGGAACAGAAGGAGACCACGUCGAAAGACAUCAGCGUCUCAGUUUUGGACUCCCUGCUUAGAGAGUCUAAGCCCAUACCAGAUCCAGACUUGGUGCUGAAGUUUGGUCCAGUGGAAAGCACCCUUGGCUUCCUCCCCUGGCACAUCAGACUAACAGAGUUCAUCUCCUUGCCUUCCCACAUAGACAUCUCUUAUGAGGACUUACUUGGUGCACUCCAGCGCUAUGCAGUCUGUGAGCAGCGACUUGGAAAGUGAACAGGCCUCUUUGCAGAGAAGGCAAGAAAAAGAUGAGCAGAGGUGUGAGAGAGGAAUGGUGUGUCUGCCACUCUCCGUUUUUACAAUACAAGCACCAGGGCUCCAGUGCCAGCACACCCUUGAAGCUUCUCAUCGCUCAACAUGCAUAUUGGGUCUCCCUCUGGGCCAGGCUCAGUGUGUGUGUGUGUGUGUGUGUGUGUGUGUGUGUGUGUGUGUGUGAGAGUCUGUCUCUCUCUCUGUCUGUGUUGAGCACAUGGCCUUCAGUCCUGUGCACAAAUGACAGAACAUCUGCUGUGUUUGAUGGACACAUUUAGCAAUAAGGUGUAAAUCUAUGGUGGUUCUCUUUCCUCUGCUGCACAGACUCCUCAGUAACAUUCUAACUAGUGUAUAUGGUUUUCUGUACAUGCUCUGAAAAGUUAAGCCUCAGAUGUUGUAGCUGCUUUCCCAUGGUAGAUGCAUUCAAAGAACACACUGCAUGCAAACAAUGUGCUAUGGCAAUUUCAGGCUUUCGUUCAGAAGCAGACCCUGUAAUUUGUGUGUCGUUUGUAAUCCUUAUGUGUGAGUGCACAACCAGUAAGACCGGAGCUUGGCCUCCCAGUGUUGUUAUGUAUAAAGCAUAAAACCUUACCACAUCCUCAGAAGCCUUUUUUUUUAUUUCUUGCACAUGUUUUUUUUUUAUGUUCAGUGUCUGUCAUAGUUGAUCACAUUUUCGUUUCAAAUCACUACUCUGUUCCAUACUGAUUACAGUUGUUUGUUGAGAACAACUUACCUUACUUAAUGUUCUGGUCUUUUUUUUCUGGCUGUCCAUGAGCUGUUUCUGUGUUCUGAGAGAUUCUGUCAGCAUGGACAGCAGGAACCAGCGUAGACUUUACACCAUAAUGCUUACCUUACACUUUUGUCAGUGAAAAGCCUGCGCGCAUUUCUCAGUGCAGUGUGUACAUUAGUUUAACACUACCAGGCCAACACCUGUGUCCAAUAUUAAUGUCCAACAAAUGUGACCGAAAGCCCACAGAUCCACUACUUGCAUUAAUUAUUGUUCUGUGUUGUAGACCUGCCCCUCUGUGCUUCUCUGAUGGUCUCUUAUUGACCUCUCUGCAUUGUCUUUGUGUGAGUAGAUCUGCGAUUUUUAAUGUUAGGACCUCAUUAACAGAGAAGAUAGUGGCAAAAGUAAUGGUGGGUUUCUGGGGCUGCCAGACUCUUAUGGUUAUUAACAGUCUCUAUACUGGAAUCAUUUGGCUGAUCAUGGUGGUACUGAGUAUUUGAGAACUUCUCUGCUCUUUGCUUUGCCUUUUUUGUUAAUCAUUGCUUGUAACAUCCAGGCUUCCACAAUAGUAGUUUUACCUUGUAAAAAUUUGCAGUGAAUGCCAUUAAAAAAUGUUGCCU